Messenger RNA from Anguilla rostrata (American eel), 4714 nucleotides. RefSeq names its product gem (nuclear organelle) associated protein 5 (gene gemin5). Gene Ontology annotation, biological process: spliceosomal snRNP assembly. Gene Ontology annotation, molecular function: mRNA 3'-UTR binding; protein binding. The record is from RefSeq and is a predicted model, not a curated record. The transcript has 28 exons. The coding region runs from base 1 to 4596 and encodes 1531 amino acids. Gene Ontology annotation, cellular component: SMN complex; nucleus. NCBI's taxonomy places the organism in Eukaryota, Metazoa, Chordata, Actinopteri, Anguilliformes, Anguillidae.
AUGCACGAGAGACUUCUUCCAGCCUCUCCUAACUGGUACUGCUCGCGGUCCAGCGACACGAAUAGAAAUGGUAUAUUUGGGUUCGGUGCUAAAAACACAGUAUAUUUGAUCGACGUCACCGGCUCAUCGCCUGCGGUUGUGGGCGAGCUUAAUGGUCACAGAGAAAGAGUGUCCGGGUUCGCCUUCUGCCCCCAUCCCGGACAGGACAAUCUAUGCGCGACCACCUCUGAUGACGGGACGGUGAGAAUCUGGGACGUCAAUGAAAAGGUCGUCCUGAAAGAGCACAGAUCUCACCAGGGCACGAUCUCGGCCCUGCACUGGUCUCCGGUGGAGAAAGACCUGGUUGUAUCGGGCGAUGAGAAGGGAAUCGUGGCUUGCUACUGGUACAACCGGGACGACACGCAGACCUUCUUUCCUGAGCCAAGAAACAUCUUCUGCCUGUCCUGCUCCCCUCAUAAUGGAAACCACAUCGCUGUAGGGUACAAAGAUGGGAUGAUCGUGGUGAUCGACAUCAGCAGGAAGAACGAGGUGAUCCAUCGUCUGCGGGGGCAUGACGACGAGAUCCACGCCCUGGCAUGGUGCCCGCAGCCCAAAGAGGAGCCCCUGUUCUGCCGAACAGAGGAGACCCCAGAGGUGACCAAUGGAGUGACAGAGGAACAGGAUAAAGGCUGUUACCUCGCCUCGGGAAGCAAGGACCAGACGGUGCGAAUAUGGAGCACAGCCAGAGGCAAAGGUGUGAUGACCCUGAAGCUGCCCUUCCUGAAGAGAAGAGGGACGGGGGUGGACCCCACUGUGAAGGAGAGGCUCUGGCUGACUGUGCACUGGCCCCGGGGGCGGCCUACGCAGGUCCUGUCCAGCUGCUUCGGGGGCGAGCUGAUUCUGUGGGACCUCACCAAAGCGGGGAAGCCGAAGUGGAGCCUGCUGGGCUCCUCCUCGGACGGGCAGAACCACAGCCGGAUCGUCUUCAACAUGAGCUCGGUGUGCCUGGGCGAGGGCCGCGAGCUGCUCGUCAGCACGUCCAUGGACCGGGAGAUUAAGUGCUGGGACCUGUCCUCCUUGGAGUGCUGCUGGACCCUGCCCACCCUGGGGGGGUUUGUGUACACCCUGUCCUUCUCCCCCGUGGGGACGGGGUGCCUGGCCCUGGGGGUCGGGGACAGCAUGAUCCGAGUCUGGAGCACCCUGUCCGUCCAAAACCGCUACGAGACCAGAACCUUCUGGCAGGGCAUCAAGUCCAAAGUCACUGCGUUGUCCUGGCACCCAACAAAAGAAGGGUCCUUGGCAUUCGGGACAGAUGACGGCAAAGUUGGGAUCUAUGAAGCCUACUCCAAUAAGCCUCCUCAGGUAUCAAGCACUUAUCACCGAAAGACGGUCUACACCUUGGCCUGGGGCCCCCCGGUCCCCCCCAUGUCUUUUGGGGGAGGAGACAAGCCCUCAAUAAGCCUGUACAGCUGUGCUGGGGAGGGGGUCAUUUUUCAGCACGACCCCUGGAAGCUGGCGGGGGAGGCCACAGACAUCGACAAGGUCAUCCGAGACACCAACAACAUUAAGCACAAGCUGUCACCUCACACAGAUUUCUCCUGGAAACCAGAUGGUAAAGUGCUAGCCAUCGGGAAUGAAGAUGGGUCUAUAGAGGUGUACCAGGCCCCAGACCUGCGGCUGCUCUGCACCAUCCAGCAGCACCACAAGAUCAUCAACGUCCUGCGCUGGCACCACCCGCACGCCAGCCGGCCCGAGCUCGGCCACCUGCUGGCCUCCGGGUCCAGCAACGCCGUCGUCUACGUGCACAACCUCAGGAGCGUCGUAGAGUCCCCGCCGGAGAGUCCCGUUCAGAUCACCGAAGCGUUCCGGAGCCUGGUGGGGCACACCGCCAAAAUCACCUGCCUGGCCUGGAGCCCGCACCAUGAUGGACGUCUGGUCACCGUCGGCUACGACGGCACCGCCCAGGUGUGGGACGUCCUGUCGGAGGAGGCCCUGUGUAACUACAGGGGGCACAGGGGGCGCCUGCUCAGUGUGCAGUGGUCUCCGGUCGACCCCGACGUGGUCUGGACGGGGGGGGACGACUUCACCGUGCAGGAGUGGUCCGUGCCCAAGCAGGAGCACACCAAACCCCCCCGGGGAAAGAAGGGCGUGGAGCUGGAGAAGAAAAGAGCGCAGCAGCAGAAAGCGUACGCCAAGAAGAAGAAGAAGGAGAAGGCCGCUGUGAAGGGCGGGGCCAGGGGUGCGGAGGACAAGCCCCUGAACGGAGAGGAGAGGGGUGGAGAGAGGGAGGGGAACCACGCCAGGCCCGGAGAGGGCGUGUCCGACGAGGAUGAGGAGGAGAGAGUCAGCACUCCUUCGCCCACAGUUUGGUCAAGAGAAGCAGGUCGGCCGACGGACAGGACCGCGGCAGAUAAAGUGCAAAAUGGCGGGAAGCCCUUUGGAAAUGAAGGAAAGAAAGAGACGAGAGAAGAGAAACGGAGAGAGAAACCAGAAAUUCUCGGGAAGAAGAAGAAAGCUCGAUCCAUCCUUCCACUCAGUACCUCCAUGGAUCAUCGAUCCAAGGAGGACCAGCAGCAGGACUGCCUCACCCUGGCUGCAGUCAGGUACUCUGAGGGACCGAGUCAGUGUGUACCCGGGGCCGGAGACCACAUCCAGCUGGGGCUGUUCACGGACAGGGAAGCGCUCUACAGGAUGUUCCAGGAAGAGGGACAGAGCCACACGGAUGGAGGGCACUAUGACUCGGCUGUGUACCUGUUGCUAUGGAAAGGUGACAUCACAGGCGCUCUGAAAAUGGCCACUGAGAAGGGGGAGCUGAGCGACCACCUGGUCUCUAUUGCACCAAUGGCGGGGUACAGCGUGUGGCUGAGGACGGUGGAGGCCUUCGUCAAACAGCUCUGCUUUCAGGAGCAGUUCCUCAAAGCCGCGUCCCACCUGCUGUCCGUCAACAAAGUCUACGAGGCCGUCGAGCUUCUCAAGUCCCAGCAGCUCUACAGGGAGGCCAUAGCGCUGGCCAAAGCCAGACUCCAGCCGGAAGACCCCGCCCUCAAGGACCUGUACACCACCUGGGCCGCCGUGCUGGAGAAGGACGGGCAUUACUCCACCGCUGCCAAAUGUUACCUGGCUGCAGACUCUGCCUUCGACGCCGCCAAGGUCAUCGCCAAGAAAGGCGACGUGAUUUCGCUGAAGACCGCCGCCAAGCUGGCCGCCGUGGCGGGAGAGAACGAGCUCUCGCACUCGCUGGCGCUGAGAUGCGCCAGGGAGCUGACGGCGGCCGAGGAUUGGCUGGGGGCUCAGGAGGUGCUGCGGACGCAGGAGAGCCUACUGGGCCAUCGAGUGAUGCUGUGCACUAACGAGCUGCUCGUUAUGAGGCUGCCGGAGUCCUGCGUAACCAAGCGCAGCUGCUCGUCCAAUCACAGCUGGUCCGAGCCGCGCGGGGAGGACUUCCUGUCCGCGGUGAAGAGCGUGUGGCAGACUGAGACGGGCGUCUCCACUGACGACCUGGACAGAGUCCGUUCGAUUCGCCAGCAGCUGAAAGCGAUGGACACGCCCCCUGCGGCUCCCAACAUCUCCACCAAUCAGCUGCUGUACCAGGUGUCGCUGGACAUUACGAUGGGCCUGUUGAGCUGCACUCUGGGAGAAUGGGGGGCGGGGUUAGAGGAGCUGCUAGGGGGCGUGGCUCGCUGCAGUGGGGUGGGGCACUUUCGCCUGCUCUCAGAGAUCUGCAGUCUGCUGUUUCCUGAAGGUGCUGACUCCAUCGCACGGUACAGGGAGAGGCUGGAGCCCCUGGAUGAGGCCGGCCUGGCCGCUGUCAGAGGCCUGGAGGCCUGGGUGUCCUACGUGCGGCUGUACCAGCUGUGGUGGAGCGGCGCUGCCGAUGGCGGAGGUGGCGGUCAGGCAGCGGGAAGCGGUGCCGGCGACGCGCUCCAGUCAGACGACGUCACGGAGACCCAGAAUCCCUCAGCCGGCCGUGAGCCAGAUGCGCAGGAUGUCAUGGAGACCCAGAAUCCCUCAGCCGGCCGUGAGCCAGAUGCGCAGGAUGUCAUGGAGACCCAGAAUCCUUCAGACUCGCAGGUCGCCGUGGAGACCCAGAAUCCCUCAGACGGACACGAGCCGGACACGCAGGUCAUCACGGAGACCCAGAAUCCCUCGGACUCGCAGGUCGCCGCGGAAACGGCGGCGGUUCUGGGCGGGUUCUGCCGGGCCCUGCUGUCCGACGCGCACGCUGCCCUCCAGGCCACACAGAGCGCUGUGGCGCAGAUCCAGCAGCAGAUAGCCAGCCUGGUGCAGCUGCACAGACUGACACAGACCUCCGCAGGCCCAGCGGAGGGACAGACGGACACGGACAGCACCACGGAUCCUGACCACAGGGAUGCAAACGGCUCCCUGCCCUCCCUGAUUGCCCUGGUGUCUGAACGCCACAAGGAACUGGCCGAAAUUCCUGAACACAUAAAGAAAUACUCUUUCCCGGACGUCCUGGAGUGUUGUCUCGUCCUCCUGCACAUGGACAGGAGCUGUACUCGCGUUUCGAAGCACCUGAAGGAGGAAGCCUUGCGUCUGCUGCAGAAACACGGGCCCCCGAGCAUCCAUCGCAAAGCCUGUCAGAGAUUCCUUAAUUAACGGGGACAGACUUUCACAUCAAACUAUGAAGUCAGACUGGACUUUUUUUUUUUUCUUUUUUAAACACUUCGCUCUGACAGCAAGUGUGUAUAUGUAAUAAAACCUUUUCAUUCAUUAA